Messenger RNA from Caenorhabditis remanei, 1740 nucleotides. RefSeq lists its product as uncharacterized. The record is from RefSeq and is a predicted model, not a curated record. The transcript has a single exon. Bases 1 to 1740 code for a protein of 579 amino acids. Lineage: Eukaryota; Metazoa; Nematoda; Chromadorea; Rhabditida; Rhabditidae.
AUGGCGAUACUCUCUGAUUCCCAAGAUCAAUUACAGCGUGAAUUGACAAAGUUGGACAGAGAUUGCACCCCACUGAACCUGAUCUUCAAACCGGCAAAGUGUGCCAGUUUGGUUCUUGAGAAAGGAAAGGUGAAUGCGGCCGCAGUUAUAAACCUGAAAGGUGUACCGAUCCGGAACAUGGCUUGUUCGGACACCUACAAAUACUUGGGCAUUCAAACGGGUGUCGAGACGAGAACUUCCGAAAUGGACUUGAUCGAAUCGGUCGUUAAAGAGUUUGAGUUGUUAGUGAGAGAUGAGGAACUCACACUACCACAGAAACUAGACUGUAUCAAAUCCUUCAUGCUACCGAAAAUGACGUACAUGUAUGGGAAUUCGAUACCAAAACUGACAGAGUUGAAAUACUUUGCCGGUGAAACAAUGAAAGCGGUAAAAUCAAUACAUGAGAUACCCCAUUCGGGAUCUCCUGUCGAAUACUGUCAAUUGCCGAUUUCAAAAGGUGGAUUGGGUGUUGCGUGCCCAAAAAUCACCGCGUUGAUCACGUAUCUCGUUUCAACAAUGAAGAAACUCUGGUCGGAUGACGAAUACAUAAAGAAACUGUAUUCGGACUAUCUGAAAGAAGUUGUAGUAGCAGAAACGGGUAGACAGGAUGUCACCUUGAGUGACAUGGCUGCUUAUCUCAGCAAUGAGACUCCGUCGAAGAAAAAGAAUUUCGGCUACACAACUUUCACCAGAAUACGUGAAGUGUGCAGAGGAUUAUCGAGCAUCAAAGAUGCCCCGCUGCAUAAAAUCAAAAUUGUUGAGCAUGAGGGAAAGCUAGCAAUUUUGGUACAGGCCAUCGAAGAUGGACCUGAAGCAGUUUACACAGAAAGUCAUGUGAAAAAACUGCAACUAUUGCUGAAAAAAGAGGCGAACACGGGAAUCUUACACAGGUUUAUCACGCAGAAACCAGUGAAAAGUCAAGUCGUUCAAGUGGUACUUCAACACCCUCAGAGCAAUAGUUUCGUGAGAAAUGGAGGACAAAUGAGCUUCUCCGCUCACAAAAUAGUCCACAAAGCUCGAUUGAACUUGCUUGUGUGUAAUGCUAACACAUGGGAUGCAACAAGUACGAAGCAGUGCAGGAGAUGUGUGAAGGAAAAAGAGACGCAAAUGCACAUCCUGCAGGUCUGCACGUAUAAUAAGUCCGGAUUGAUAACCGAAAGACAUAAUGCAGUACACAACAAAGUGAGUGAACUCAUUAAGAAGGGUUCGAAGAGAAACUGGAAGUUGGUAGACGACUCAGUGAUUGCUGGACCCAGUGUGAAAAGACCGGACAUUAUGUUGAGAAGUCCAGAUGGUAAAGAAAUCAUUCUGGCAGACGUAACAUGUCCGUACGAGUGUGGUCUCAAAGGCAUGCAGAGAGCAUGGGACCAUAAAGUCGAAAAGUACACAAAAGCGUACAAAUAUCUCGAAGCACGAGGUAUUAAAGUCACAGUCUUGCCGAUUGUUGUUGGAUCACUGGGAACGUGGUGGAAACCAACAACAAAUAGUCUAGUGCAGCUGGGAAUCGAUCGAAAAACGAUCAAUGAGUGGAUCCCCAAGCUGUGCGCGGCAACUGCCGAAUACAGUAAAAAUAUUUACUGGAGGCACAUUAAAGGUGAUCGUUACCAGAGUAUCCCGAUGAAAUUCGGUCUUGAUAAGCCACCAGGCAACUCUUGGAAGAGGAGGAAGAGGCGCAAGCCUCCGAAACCCGCCAAGAAUUAG